Molecule: messenger RNA, 14814 nt
Organism: Hypomesus transpacificus
Lineage: Eukaryota; Metazoa; Chordata; Actinopteri; Osmeriformes; Osmeridae
Product: Snf2-related CREBBP activator protein
Exons: 34
Coding region: 1071-13214 (4047 amino acids)
Cellular component (GO): Swr1 complex
Molecular function (GO): DNA binding; histone binding; ATP hydrolysis activity
Source: RefSeq, a predicted model, not a curated record
GGCUAGCUACAAAAAUCAACAGUUAUUUUAAGCGGUACAUGGUCACAAACGUGGGUUUCCAUCGCUUCUAGAAUUCAGUGAUUUCCUCAUGGUCGCUUGCGUCACAGUGAUAAUAAAAACGAAACUAUAUCGUUACCUAGAUUAGUUAGCUAGCUAGCUAGUUAAGACCGCAAUGAAUGAGGCCCGAGUGCCUGUUCUCGAGCUGGAAAGUGAGCGCGAGCCAAUUUCAAUAACGUGGAUGUGGACCGGUUAAAUGUCAAAUAUAGCGAACAACCUGUGCCAUCGAAAUAUGUGGUUGGGACCUUAAUCUCAGCAUCCUGGAAGUGGAAAGCACACAAGAUCUGUGUCCCACACCACAGACAGGGGCAGUGUGUAACAGAGGAAACCCAGAGGGAGGAAGCCCUGGGGAGGAGGCGGUGCAGCGCCGCACCCCUCCGGCUGUGGAUGUGCUGGGUGGCAACUCCCUGGCUGCGCAGAAUGUGGCCGGGUCAUCCCAGCAUGCCCUGCAGCCGGUCGCACCUGCCCUCCUCCCACCACUGGUUAACACGGCAACGUCACAGCCGGAAAGAGACGCUGUUGCCGUCGUCGUCGUCGUCAGCCAAGAGAGAAGCCCCGCAGAGACUCAACCCAACAGCAACUAUCAGGAGAGUUUGGAAGAAGGGUCCUCGUUGGACGGUGGUGCUGACGGUCUCAGCGGAGGCACUUCCCCAUCAGCCCUUAAGGGCCCGAGUCUCCCUACGGCGUCGAGAGGGAGACCACCUCAUUCUGACGUAUUCACACACACACAGACAGACGGCACAGAGCAAGGCGUUCCUCACGGAGCACAAACUGAUCAAAGCCAAGGCCCGGCAGUGCAGGAAGCACGUGCUGCCGGUGGACCGGGGGCUGUCGUCAGAACAGAAGAGGGACAGACUGUCCCUGGAAGAGAGACUUUGGAAUAUAUACCAGAGACUGGAAUUGAAGGCGAUAACACAGACGGAAAUAUCUUCUCUACUGCCUCUCCAGCAGCCUUCCCUUUCCCCCUCAACUCCAGUCCUGAUCCAGUCAGGGACCACACAGAAGACAGAGGCAUGGAGCACUCCGAAACGGCCCAGCUUGUUCAGGCCAGCCACCUACCUCUGCCUGAUGUCGAGGAGCAAACAGGCAUUCACCCAAACUCUAAACAGCCUCUCCUCCCAGAGCCCAUAUCUGGCAAUAGCGAGAGCAAAGAAAAUGACCUCUGCAUGGAGCCUCAAAUUAUCAGGCAGAACUUCAGUGACGACAACAGGGAAAUGCAGGAAUCAACGGAGGUGGAGGGAUACAAAGUACCAGAGCCCACAAAGCCUGAUGACGGUGAACGACAAGAACCAGUCACUCUCUGGAGUUCACACACACAAAUGCUACGCCAACCUGCACCGACUGACCUACUCUGUACCCCAAGCACAGAGGGAAAAGACCCUGGACUUUACACCCCAACUGGCAACGGAAACUCUACCCUUAACUUCAGAGUUGAAAAAGAGGAGAGUGACAACAUUCAGAGAAGUCCCUCCGUCCCAGAAGGACAGGGGGAGAGGAACGAGACCAUGGAGGAGACAGACACCCACUUGUAUAACUUUACCAUGCAAUCUCAAAGCCCUGCUCAACAGGAAAGGACUACAAUUUCUCCCAUCCAUCUCUCCCAUACUGAGCUAGGCUCAGGACUCACCGAGCACUCUGUUGGGGCUGAAACAUCUAAUCCUGCCCCUGAGCCCAGUAUGGAAACAUCCUUGAUCUCUGAUCUUGUGGAUUCAACUGACGCUCAAGGACUUUUUAUGGCUGAGGUAGAAACCAGUGUCAACAGGGACUCUGAGGUGAAUCCGAGUUUUCUGUUAGAAGGGGAAUGUAGCGGUGGUUAUGGGGCUGCUGCUGCUGAUGAACCAAAGCUCUUUAGAGAAGAGACUCAUCCUGACAUUGAAAUGAUAGACGCUCAAGUGACGGAGGCGUAUGAGAUUUAUGGCUUUGUGGAAGAGGUUGCUACCGAAACCAUCUGUGCCAGUAGUGCACAAUUGCCUUCCUCCCCAGGCUAUGAGGUGAAUUUGUUCAGUCCACUCGCACACGCUGAGAAUUGUACAACCGCAGAAGAACACGAUUCGCAACUUCAAGGAAUGGAGAUUUGUUCCAGCGACUUCUACCCCAGUCAGUCCACACAGGAUACAACUGCUGAUGUCGGAGGGCUGAGUUUGGAGCCAGGAAGCCAAACAACUGAAGCUGACACUACAGAGGCCGAAAGCUCCAGUGAGGUUUAUUACGUCCAAACUGCUCUUGUAUCAGACACUCCCAUCUUGACUGAAGCUGCGACACAUUGUUUAGUCUCCAGCUCGGCUGUCUCUGACCAUACGAGCAUGAGUGACAUCCAGAUGCUGCUGGAGGAUCAAGUGGAUGCAGCAGCCAGUACACCGUCUCUAGUCCCCCCUAGGGAAAUGGUCACACACAGUCCAGUCAAAAACACUGGCUAUGCCCUCUCUGCCCAGACCACUUUGCACCAUACAGCGGUAAAAAAGCAGGCCCCUAAAGAAGCUGUAGGCAUCCGUCUUUUAAAUGCCCCAAAGACUGAGCUCUGUGAUUCUUCUCACAAAGGGACCGGAAAAAACCUCUCAACGGCUCUGUCAGAGACGUCGGCCCAGACGGUGGAGGACUCUGGGCGGACUACAGCCUCCUGUUCGAAACUCUCUUCUGGCAUGAUCGACCCAAAGCUGCUCCUGAUUAAACGUGGAGACACUCCUCUCCUCAAACAACCCCCGUGCUUUUUGGUGGAGGUGUCCAGUCAACAGAGCACCCCCGCCCUGGCCAGCCCGUCCAGCCGUGGGGCAGACACCACAGCUUCUGUAGAGUGCCUUCCCAAAACACAGCUUAUCAUCAGGGGAUCCACAGUGGCUCUUGCACCUGCCGGCGCCCAGCCUGUCGUCAACACACCGUACCAUCCUCCUCUGCCACCGCCACGUCCCUUCACACCUACACAGAGCAAAUCUGACAGAGCUGCCUUAACCGAGACAAAAACUCCCAUGCUGAAAUCAGAACCUCAAUCGAAACAUCUCACCCCAGAUGUCUCCACACCUUCCAAGCCCCUCUACGCCCCUAAGCUUCCCUCAACAACGGGUUCUUUAAAGAGUAACACUUGCAGGUCCUCCAGUGACGAAAACCUAUGCGAAUCCCCUUCUCUCGGCCAACCCUGCCUGUAUACAGGCUCUCAGGGUAUGGAUGAGAGUAUGGAAUUUGAGCAUGGGAGUUCACCUGGAGCAGAUGCCCAGCAAGGGACCAUGGGCCAGCUCUGUAGCCCCAAAGAGGAGAGCAGCGAGGGAGAGGCAGACCCAGAGCCUGCGUCCACCUCGGAGGCCAAGAUCACGGGCAGGAUGGCAAUCUCCAGCCCCGCACAGAACAAGCAUGGACAGAGCAGGAGAGACAGAAAGGCACUGUUCUCGAAGGUCCGCCAGUGGAUAGCAGACAGGGUCACGCCGGGGGACUCUCCCAUCUCCCCUUCAACCUCCUCUCUCUCCCCGGGCCCGUCCUCCUCCAGUGACUGGAGCCACAUCUCCAGGAGGACUUCCCCUCUCCGAGGUCCCCAUGGCAAGUUCCUCUCCCCCCCUUCUCUGGGCCCAGGUGGGCCCUGCCCGUCGGACCAGACCCCCCCUCAUCGAUCCCGCUAUGAGAGGCACACGGACAUGGCAGAGCAGGCUAAGCAUGAAGCAGAGAUCGAGCAUCGCAGCCUUUCGUUAAAGCGGGAGGGAUCCUGGUCUACGAAGCGCCUGACUCGGCUAACUGAGCCGGUUCGACCCAAAGUCCACUGGGACUACCUGUGUGAAGAGAUGCAGUGGCUCUCUGCCGACUUUGCCCAAGAAAGGCGUUGGAAGAGAGGGGUGGCUAGAAAGGUUGUGCGCAUGGUGAUGCGAUACCACGAGGACCUGAGACAGAAGGAGGAGAAAGCAAAGAGGGAUGAACACGCCAAGAUCAGGAGAGUUGCCUCCAACAUAGCCAAGGAGGUCCGAGCCUUCUGGAGCAGCGUAGAGAAGGUGGUGCAGUACAAGCAGCAGUCCCGGCUGGAGGAGAAAAGGAAGAAGGCUUUGGAUCUCCAGCUGGACUUCAUCGUGGGCCAGACUGAGAAAUACUCAGACCUUCUGAGUCAGUCUCUGGCCCCCGCUGGGGCCCCGGAGGCUGCGGUGUCCUCUCCCAAGAAACCUCUCCCGUCUGCUCUGGAUGAAGAUGACAGAGACUUUGAGCCCCCCUGUGAGGAGGAGGAUGACGAGGAGACCAUCGAGGUGGAGGAGCAGCAGGAGGGCAAUGAUGCCGAGUCCCAGAGGAGGGAGAUCGAGCUGCUGAAAGAGGAGGGCGCCCUGCCCCUGGACCAGCUCCUCAGCACCCUCGCACGCCCACAGAACUCCGGGUCCGAGGAGGAAUGCUCCGACGCCUCUUCCUCGACUGUGGAGGAGGAAGACAAGGAGUUCACUGCCAAUGAAGACGAAGCCGAGGAUGAGGAAGACACCAUAGCUGCCCAGGAGGUGGCGGAGGGGGCUGGAGACCACGCGGAGGAGCUGGACGACUUGGCCAAAGAAGGUGACAUGAGCAUGGAUGAGCUGCUGGAGAAAUACAAAGGCGCGUAUGCCUCCGAUUUCGAGGAACCGUCUGCGUCCGCCUCUUGCAGCAGCUCUGAUGAGUCUGAGAUCUCAGGGGAGGAGGAAGAGGAGACCGAGGAAGAUGAAAGUGACGUGGAAAGCAACACUUCCUCCUCAGAAUCGCCCGGGGAGAGCGAGGAGGAAGUGGAAAGCGAGAAUGAAGAGGACAGUGAUGAGGAGGAGGAGGAGGAAGACGACGACGAUGAAGAUGAUGAGUGUGGAGAAGGGAUGGAGGUCCUGCUGAAGGAGGGCGACCACAGCCCUCCCAUGUCCUCCGGCCAACGGCCCAAGAAGGAGAUCAGCCACAUCGCUGCCACGGCAGAGAGUCUGCAGCCAAAGGGCUACACUCUGGCCACCACUAAGGUCAAGACUCCUAUUCCCUUCCUCCUACAUGGCACGUUGCGUGAGUACCAGCACAUCGGACUGGACUGGCUGGUCACCAUGUAUGAGAAGAAGCUCAAUGGCAUCCUGGCCGACGAGAUGGGUCUGGGGAAGACCAUCCAGACCAUCGCCCUGCUAGCUCACCUCGCCUGUGAGAAGGGUAACUGGGGUCCUCACCUGAUCAUCGUGCCCACCAGCGUCAUGCUGAACUGGGAGAUGGAGCUGAAGCGCUGGUGCCCUGGGUUCAAAAUCCUCACGUACUACGGCAGUCAGAAGGAGAGGAAACUCAAGAGACAGGGAUGGACCAAACCUAACGCGUUUCACGUCUGUAUCACGUCCUACAAGCUGGUGCUGCAGGAUCACCAAGCCUUCAGACGCAAGUCCUGGAGAUACCUCAUCCUGGACGAGGCACAGAAUAUUAAAAACUUCAAAUCCCAGCGCUGGCAGAGCCUGCUCAACUUUAACAGUCACAGACGCCUCCUUCUAACCGGCACCCCCCUGCAGAACAGCCUGAUGGAGCUGUGGUCCCUCAUGCACUUCCUCAUGCCCCACGUCUUCCAGUCCCACCGGGAGUUCAAGGAGUGGUUCUCCAACCCCCUGACGGGCAUGAUCGAGGGCAGCCAGGAGUACAACGAGGGCCUGGUGAAGAGGCUCCACAAGGUGCUCAGGCCCUUCCUUCUCAGGAGGAUCAAGGCGGACGUGGAGAAGCAGAUGCCCAAGAAGUACGAGCACGUGGUGCGCUGCCGGCUGUCCAAGAGGCAGCGAUUCCUCUACGACGACUUCAUGGCACAGGCAUCGACCAGGGAAACGCUGGCCAGCGGACACUUCAUGUCUGUGAUCAACAUUCUGAUGCAGCUUCGUAAAGUGUGCAACCACCCCAACCUGUUUGACCCCCGGCCGAUCCAGUCACCCUUCAUCACUCAGCCCAUUGUCUUCCACACGGCCUCCCUCGUGCACGAAGCCCUGGAGAUCCCCCCCUUCAAGAGGUGUGACCUGUCCAUGUUCGACCUGGUGGGUCUGGAGGGCCACGUGUCACGUUACCAGGCCGAUGUGUUCCUGCCCAGCAGGAAAGUCAGCCGUCAGCUGAUCCAGGAGGUUAUGGAGUCACCUGACCCUCCUCCACGCCCCAGACCAGUUCGCAUGAAGGUCAACCGGAUGUUCCAGCCUUUGCCCAAGACUGACGGCCGCACAGUCCUGCUGAUGAACAACCCCCGGCCCACCUGUCCAGUCACCCCGGCCAGUCAGGCUCCUCGACCCCCGCUCAUCACAGACAUAACACCCUCCCCUGCACCGCCUGUCCAACAAGUGGUGUGUUCAGUGGCUCCCUCCGCCUCGCCUCGGCUAGCCCUGCACCUCAGCGCUCCCACGGCGAUGGGGACCGCCGUGAGGUCCGGAGCCCCCAAGUCUGUGCUCACAGUGCGGCCUCCCUCCUGCCCCCCGGGGGUCCAGGCCACCCCGCCGCCCAGCAACAUCAUGCCACAGCGGGUCCUGCUCAGCCCCGACAUGCAGGCCAGGCUGCCCUCUGGGGAGGUAGUGAGUAUUGCUCAGCUGGCCUCCUUGGCAGGGCGGCCCGUGUCGUCCUGUCAGGGCAGCAAACCCGUGACCUUCCAGCUGCAGGGCAACAAACUCACCCUGUCUGGAGCCCAGCUCCACCAGGUCCCUGUGGCCCCCCCUCGUCCCGUUCAAGGUAAUGUGAUGCAUCUGGUGUCCAGUGGGGGGCAGCACCACCUGAUCAGUCAGCCUGCCCAGGUGGCCAUGUUCAGCACACCCAACACCCACGCUGCCGGCGGCAACCCUGCCAACCCCGCCCCCGCUGGGAUGCAGCUACCUCACAAUGCUUCUCCAGUGCCCCCAUCUGGCAUUGUGAAGAUCGUGGUGCGGCAGUCAACAGGGAAGGAGGGAGGGGGGUGUGUUCCCACCUUGGCAGUACCCCCUUGCCCUCGGGUCGCUCACCUGGCCUCUCCCUCAGUUCACCACCACACCAACGCCAUCCCCUCCACCAGGGCCCCGACCCCCCUGCAGCCUCCCCAGCACGCCCCUCCUGGGCCAGUCACCGCAGAGUACACUGCAGCGCCCCCCCGGAUCCCCCCCGCCACGGGAGCCCACCACCCCGCCCCUCGCCCGGUCCUGAGGGUGGUGCAGGGGCCUGCGCUCGCACCCCCACCUGCACCACAGCCAAGCCCAGAACACACAGCUCCCCGUUUAAAUGAUUCGUCUUCAUCAGUGCGGGAGGAUGGUAGUUCUCGCCCGGGCCCUCCCAGGUCAGGGUCCCACGUUGGUGGGAUUGUCCAUCCUCGGCUCCGGGCCCCUCGCCCUCCUCCCCGUUCUCCUUUCUACAUGUCCUGGUUGGACGACCAGCAGAAGAAGCAGUGCACCAGCAGACUCGAGCACAUCUUUCGGGUGAACGAGCUGCAUUGUAGCGCCAAGCCCGUGUACGGCUACGAGGUGCUGAACUUCCUCACGUUCCUCCCCGGUCCUUGCCCCUCCCCCACGCCCCCGGCCCAGUGGGGGCGCUCUGGUCACGCCAGCUGUCUGUUCGCCCAGUCCCACAGCCCUCAGGACUACUGGUUCCUGAGCCGGGCCCUGAGGGAGGCCAUCCACACCACCCAGGACAGGCUGGGUCUACUCAGUGACAUCAUAGACAGGUUUGCGUUUGUCAUUCCACCCGUAGAAGCUCCUCCUAUCUCCAUGCACUCCUGCCACCCUCCUCCGUCUCUGAGCCACAAGCGGGCUGUCUUCACCUCCAUGCUGGCCUCCCAGGUGGCUCCGCUCUCACACAGCCUGCACCGCAUCCAGUGCAACAUGAGGACCCACUUCCCUGACCUGAGGCUCAUCCAGUACGACUGUGGAAAGCUGCAGACCCUCCACACCCUGCUGAGGAAGCUGAAGGAGGGCAGUCACCGCGUCCUCAUCUUCACCCAGAUGACCCGCAUGCUGGACGUGCUGGAGCAGUUCCUCAACUACCACGGCCACAUCUACCUCCGUCUGGAUGGCAGCACCCGUGUGGAGAUGAGACAGUCUCUGAUGGAGCGUUUCAACGCAGACCGCCGCAUCUUCUGCUUCAUCCUGUCCACCCGCAGCGGGGGCGUGGGCGUCAACCUGACGGGCGCCGACACGGUGGUGUUCUACGACAGCGACUGGAACCCCACCAUGGACGCCCAGGCCCAGGACCGCUGCCACCGCAUCGGACAAACCCGCGACGUCCACAUCUACAGGCUGAUCAGUGAACGCACUGUGGAGGAGAACAUCCUUAAGAAAGCCAACCAGAAGAGGAUGCUGGGAGACAUGGCCAUAGAAGGAGGCAAUUUCACCACCGCCUUCUUCAAAGAGCAAACCAUCCGGGACCUGUUCGACGUGACGGAGGGAGAGAAGAAGGAGGUGACCGUGGAGCUGUCUGUCCCUCAGCCGGAGGAAGAGGAAGCAGUCAACAAACAGAGCACCACCAUCCUGGAACAGGCCUUGUGUCGUGCGGAGGACGAGGAGGACAUUGUGGCCGCGUCACAAGCCAAGGCUGAGCAGGUGGCCGAGCUGGCAGAGUUCAACGAGAACAUCCCAUUGGACGACGGAGGGGAAGGAAGAGACCCAGAGGAGGAGGAGCUCUCCAAAGCAGAGCAGGAGAUAGCUGCACUGGUGGAGCAGCUCACCCCUAUAGAGCGCUAUGCCAUGAACUUCCUGGAAGCUUCACUGGAGGAUGUGUGUAAAGAGGAGCUGAAGCAAGCUGAGGAGCAAGUGGAGGCUGCCAGGAAAGGUCUAGACCAGGCCAAGGAGGAGGGCUUGAGGCUACACGGCUCCUCUGACGACGACGACGAUGACUUCUCAGCGCAGCAGGCCUCCGAGGAGUCCUCCCACGCCACGUCCGGCCGCCGCACACGCAAACACAAGGAGAAGGGGGCCCCGUCCACCAGGACCAGCGGCCGCCUCCGAGGGGCCACGGCCUCCCCCGAACCAGAGCCUGAGCACCCCUCCGCCCAGUCCCCGAGAGAAGUGCCUGAGAAACCCCGCUCUGCUGUGAGAGGUCGAGGGGGGGCCAGGGACCCCUCCGCCACCCCGGGCCGCUCGGACCAGCCCAGGGCCCAGGGCUCCUCCGCCAGGCUCCAGGCAUCCCCGACCUCCCCCUCCAGAGACCAGGCCUUCAAAUCAAGGGCAGGGACGUCAUCGCCCCACCGUCUUCUCUCAGUGCCUUCCACCGCCACCUCGUGUCCUGUGGACCACCAGCUGUACUCCGCCCAGGCCAGGGACUACGACAUCCAGGACCUGGACUCCCUGUCUCCCCCCUCGGGGAGGUCUCCUCGCAAGCGCCAGUCUGCAGACGGGGAAGUGCUGCGCAGCCUGCCCGAGGACUCCCCGUCCGCUAAAGUCCUGCGGAAGCUUCCGGGCCGCCUGGUCACUGUGGUGGAGGACAAGGAGCCCAGGAAGAGGAGGAGGAGAGGGAGCGGGACGGGAGGAGGCUCCUCCGAGGAGACUGAGCACGCGGGGGGGUCAGACGACACCCCCCACUCCCCCGACAAGACUAAAGGGAACCUCUCCAAGUCAUCCUGCCUACCACCAGACCAAGAACUGCCACCCCCCCAUCCCGUCAGAAGCUACCCCCCUUACUCCCCACCCCACCUCUCUCCUGACAUGCCCGUGCUGAGGAACCUGCCAGUGCGACGCAGGCUGGAGACCGAGUCUCGUAUGGCUGCCCAGCUGGGAGAGCAGCACGUGGGCCGGGGGAGGGGCGGGGCCUACCCCAGGAAGACAGACCCUCAGCCGGGCAGGGACGGCCCGGCCGACCCGGCUGUUCCUGUCAAACGAAAGCGGGGCAGACCCCCUAAGACUCCCCCCAAGGCUGCAGAGCCCAAGCCGGAGCACGUUCCUCCCCGCCUGCCCGCCGUGCCCCUCCAGGAGAGCAGCCCCCCCAUCUCUCCCAAACGCAAAAGGGGUCGUCCCCGCAAGGACGCCACACCCGUCACUGUCAACACUGACACUGCUAACGCUAGGAAAGAGCUUCCGGGGCAGCGGCCCUUCACUCAGCCCGCCUCGCAGCCCGCCUCGCAGCCCGCCUCGCAGGCCUCCAAAGCUGCCAGCGUCAGCCAGGCUUCUUCAUCUGCCACAGCUGAGGAAUCCAAACUGGACACUAAGACUGAUGUCAGCGCCACCUCCCCAGCAUCUACACCUAGCCCAUCACAAGUCCCUAGACCAUCCUCUAAUCCAGUCUCUGAAGCGACGUCAAACCCAGCUCCAGAGACUGUCACUACUCUAACCCCACCUGUCGUUUCUGUUUCCAUACCAACCCCGACCGUGGUCUCCGUCCCAUCAACAGGUGCUAUUUCAAAGUUAACCCCACCCACACUGACUGCUUCUAUGGUUUGUGCUGCUUCAUCUAAACCAGUUGCAGUCUCCAUCUCAGCCCCAGCUCCAGACUGCACUCCAUCAAGAGUCCCAACCUCAGAACCUGUCGGUACCUCCACUGCACCCACCACCAGGCUUCCUACACCCUAUAUUCCCACAGGGACUCAAGUCCAGGCUCCUAAACCCAAGCCAACCCCAUCGCACAGCCCUGCCAGAACCCCUGCACAGGUCCACACUCCAACACCAGUCACAACAUCCUCCAGUGUCACCACCUCUGCUCCAGCUCCUGUCACAGUCACCAGGCCAGCACCAGCUGCUAGUGAGGUCACAAUCACCAGGCCAGCACCUGCUGCUAGUGCAGUCACAGUCACCAGGCCAGCACCAGCUGCUAGUGAGGUCACAAUCACCAUGCCAGCACCAGCUGCUAGUGCAGUCACAGUCACCAUGCCAGCACCAGCUGCUAGUGCAGUCACAGUCACCAGGCCAGCACCUGCUGCUAGUGCAGUCACAGUCACCAGGCCAGCACCAGCUGCUAGUGAGGUCACAGUCACCAGGCCAGCACCAGCUGCUAGUGAGGUCACAGUCACCAGGCCAGCACCUGCUGCUAGUGCAGUCACAGUCACCAGGCCAGCACCUGCUGCUAGUGCAGUCACAGUCACCAUGCCAGCACCAGCUGCCAGUGUCUCAACAACUCUCUCAGCUGUCAAACCAGUUCUGCCAUCAGCACCCACCGUGGCCACCAAACCGCCGCCUGCUGCCAAACCGGCUCUGACGACACCAGUCACCUCCGCCCCUCCUGCCCCAGCCCCUAACACGACCCUCCCACCGACACCCUCACUGCCUCCCGCUACAGUUGGCAACCCAGGUCCUUCCCAAGUUCCUACUCUAGCCCCUGCCAUAUCUGUCAAACCCGCCAUCUCAACACCUGCCACCAUCCCUGCAACAGUUCCUGUGAGAACUGUCACAGCUCUUUGUUCAACCCAUACUUCAUGUCCUACCAAGCCAGUCAUGUCUGCUGUAGUGUCUGUUCCACCUGCCUACAUCAUAGACACCACCCCAGCCCUCCCGUCUCCCCCCUCUCUCCCCUGCUCUACCCCCUUUCCAGUCCCCAGCUUAACAUCCAAGCAAAUGUCUUCGACCACAGCCCCUAUUCCCACUCCAGCUCAAGUCCCACCCAAGGUCCCCUCGCCCUCCGCCUGUUCUGCAGCUGGUUCAUGCCCAGAGAGCCAGACUGUGCGUCCUGUCCCACAGGAGAACGUACAGAACAGAGACACAGUCAUGGAGGUGGACACUGUGGAGGAUACAGCAGACAGCAAGGCGUCAGAGGACAGAGGAGAGGUCUGUGUGACUCAACCCAAAAAACAGGGGAAAGCGGAGACCUCCCCCGACCCUAAAGACUCUGUCGCCGACUCGGAAAGAGAGUCAGAGAGUCUUGCUGACUCGGAAAGAGAGUCAGAGAGUCUUGCUGACUCAGAAAAAAAGUCGACGAGCUCUCAGAAGAAGGAAGCCGAGAGGCAGGAGGCGGCGGAGAAAGUCCCCAGUAAGAAAAGGCCUCUCAGUCGACAGAGCAGCCAGGAGUCGGUCCGCUCCUCUUCUCCAUCCUCUGUGUGCUCCACCUCCACCCCCACUCCCUCCACCCUCCACAAGAAGACCGCGGAGAAGAAGAUGCCUCCCAAGAGGAGACGGGCCGAGGUCAAAGCCGACUCGGGGGAGGGGAACGGAGCGAAGGAGCCUGCCAAUCAGAAGAGACGGUCCAGGUCCUCGUCCUCUGACUCUGACGUUUCUGAAGCCAGGAAGGAGCGUGGCCUGGCUCGCUCAGGCCAGCCCCGCCCAGGCCAGCCCCGUCCGGAGAGGGAGAAGGACGGGGAGAGUCACCGACCGAGGAGGAAGCCGGCCAGGAGCACGGACAGGACUCUGUCCAACAACACCACUUCCACUGGAGGGGAGUCUGGCAGUGAGACAUCCACUCGGGUCACCCGAAAGUCCUUGGGAUCCCAGCCUACUGCGGAUAGCAAACCACAGCCCAAUAGCGUGAGCUCUACUCCUCCCCAGCCAGAGGUCCUAGGUAAGAGAUGUUCAGCUCUAAAUGCUGCUGCCAAGCUCCAGGCCAUGAGGGGCAGAGUGGACACUCCCGGCCACAACAGCAGGAGAGACUCGGGGGCCAAGCAUGGGACCUCUCCCGCUUCCUCAGACAAGAGCCAGAAGUCCAAAAGCAAAAGUCUGCCCUCAACCCCUCAGCCUAACUCCUGCAGCAGCAACAACAACACCACCAACAAAGCCAGUGGCAGUAAACAGACGGCCAACCAGACACAGUCCUGCCGCUCCUUGUCCCGCUCCACACGCCAACGCCCCGGGGCCCUGGUCCCUCCCCUCAAAACGGACAACAAGCGAGGGGGCAAACGGGAGGACAAGGACCGGAAGAAGUACGGGAAGGACGAGGGCGAGGCCGAGACUCGUUCCUCCAGGGGCCACAGCGCCUGCAGCAGCGGCAGCAGCGACGGGGAAGGAGGCAGCAGCCGGAGCAGCAGCGACGACAGCAGCAGCCAGCGCACACACAGCUUGAGCUCCCAGAGCACCGGGCCCAGGGGGGGGCCCCGCUCCCGAGCCGCCUCCUCGGGAAGCGAGCCGGACCGCGGCUCGGAGAGGUCCAGGCGCAGCGGCCGCGGGAAGGACAGGGAAGGCCGGGGGAGGGGGAGCAGGAAGGGGAGGCGCUCUCAGAAGCGAGGGAGGCGUUCGCAGGAAGCGAGCACCGGCUCUGGAGAGGGCACGCCAGACAGGGUGCUGCGGAGUGUGGCGGCCCUGGCGGCGGCCCAGGCCCGCACCCCGGCCAGCAACACCCGCUCCUCCUCCACCCAGCACCGUCACAACAAGACAUGAUGGGUGGGACACAUAACAAGCAGAUAAAGGGGAAGGGAGGAAAGGAUUGUGACUGGAGACAAAUUACGAGCGGUAGGCAGUAAUGGGAUCGGGGGGGGGGAGGGGGGGAGACGACCUCAAAGGUUUGCAGCUCACGUCGUCCCUCUUGACGACGAUGAGAGGGGCCUGUGAGGUCUGUACGGGCCGAGACCUCCCUCCCUUCCUGGUCCUUCUCCCUCCUCCACUCACAUCAGAACGGGUGUAAACCCUCCAGUUCAGUCAUGGCAACCCGGGAGAAGGCUCAGACAUGCCACGCUGUGGAGUGCAGACGGUGCAUCGCAGUUCCCUUUUCAAAGGUGUUAGUAGUCCUGAAGGUGUACGGUCGUGUGGACAGAAGCCCACUGCACCACUGAGACGUCUGGACAGGCUGCAAUUGAGUCGUUGUUAGUUUUACACUAUGUACUGUAAUCAUAUACAAAGACUGGAAUACUAAGAGAUGUCUAAAAAAAAAGAUGGGAUUAGAUUGUGCCCUUAAUACAGAGUUUGGCCUCUGCCGGGGUUAUCGAGAGAAAUCAUUUGUGCAAACAUUCAAGAGGCGUUUGAGUGGCAAGUUGGAAGGUUUUAGACAAUUGGGUUCUGGAAAUGUUGUCAGCUGUUCUGACUUGUCAGCUGUUCUGAUUUGUCUUUUCUAGUCAGUUGAUAAGUUAUGGAUAUUUGAUAGUUUCUUCCAGGGUAUUAGGAAGAGAGCAGAUCUGUAAAUGUGAUCUUUGCUGCACUAUGCUGGAGUUAGUCUUUGCUUGGGCCUCCCUAUCUUGUAAUUUCUUGUCCAUCUGAUCCUUACUUUUAAAUCUAGCCUGCAUUUCUCAUUUGCACAUCUGACACGUUGUCCUCAACAUUGGCGUACAUUGUGGUGUAAUAUUUUUGACAUAAAUUUCAAUCAGUUACUAAGUCCCCGCUCCUUCACACAAUGUACCUAAGCUCUCAAUGUCUUUUGAGCUUGUAAUGUUUCUGGAAGAGAAUUCUUCUAUUGCUAUUGGCAACACAGACCCAGGGUCAGAGCCUUCUUUAUACCACUUACCUUCCCAAAGCCAGUUAUUAAGGUCAAUAUUGUUAUGAAGUCUAUACUAAAAGAAAAUUAACUCAGUUUGAAUAAGAGUGCCUAGUGGGCAAGCUGUUUGAAUCCCAGUUUGCCUUGUCCAGUAUCUAAAGUAGGGGGUGUGGAAGUAGGUUAUUAGUCCCCCCAAGAAGGAACCACUUCCUCCUGUGAAUCACAAGGUAAGCACCCCCUAUUCAUCAGUGCUACCCAAUCCCAAAUCUUUAUUUUUGACCUCAAUUUGCCAUUGCUCCUUUUUCAUGUAAAGUACUUGGACAAUAUGUGAAUAAAAAAUACUGGUACAGUUCCAGAUGGCUCUGUAAAUUAUCAUUAACUUUUUGAGGACUUGCAUUUGUCAAAGCUAUUUUUGGGCUGGGUGAUGUUUUGAUUGGAUGGGUGGUAUAUGGUGAUGGUCUUUAUUUUGAUUUCUUUCAUUUGUUACAUUCCUUUGUUCCCUUGUAAUUCCACAUUGUUUUACUUGAAAGAUUAAAGACAAAAUGACCGUUGAAUAAAAGACCAAAAAACUAA